This is a messenger RNA of Thamnophis sirtalis, 1380 nucleotides long. Its product is annotated as 5-hydroxytryptamine receptor 2A. Gene Ontology annotation, molecular function: G protein-coupled serotonin receptor activity; neurotransmitter receptor activity. Gene Ontology annotation, cellular component: plasma membrane; dendrite. Lineage: Eukaryota; Metazoa; Chordata; Lepidosauria; Squamata; Natricidae. The record is from RefSeq and is a predicted model, not a curated record. Gene Ontology annotation, biological process: chemical synaptic transmission; phospholipase C-activating serotonin receptor signaling pathway; G protein-coupled receptor signaling pathway, coupled to cyclic nucleotide second messenger.
AUGGAUAUUUUUUCUGAAGAAUGGUCUGUGAACCUAAUAGCACAUUCCUUACUAGAAUUAAGCCAAGCUAGAAAAUUCAACAGAAGUGUACUUACAUCUGAAGAAAUUAACAAGUCUUGUUUAUGCAAUGUGACUGCAGACUUUGAUCAUACAACAAACUGUCCUUGUGAAGGGAACCUGACUACAUCAUUAUUUCCUAUUCUUCAUGAGAAAAACUGGCCUGCUCUUUUAACUAUUAUUGUGAUUAUUAUAACCAUUUUUGGAAAUAUUCUAGUCAUCUUGGCUGUCUCACUAGAAAAGAAGUUGCACAAUGCCACAAAUUAUUUCCUGAUGUCACUUGCAAUAACUGAUAUGCUCUUGGGUUUUCUUGUCAUGCCGAUAUCAAUGCUAACUAUAUUAUAUGAAUAUAGAUGGCCACUGCCUAGGAACCUCUGUACUGUGUGGAUUUAUUUUGAUGUGCUUUUCUCCACUGCCUCCAUCAUGCAUCUCUGUGCCAUAUCUCUGGAUCGCUAUAUUGCCAUUCAAGAUCCCAUUCAUCACAGCCGGUUUAACUCCAGAACAAAGGCCUUGGCAAAAAUUGCUCUUGUUUGGACAGUAUCAAUAGGUAUUUCAAUGCCAGUUCUUAUAUUUGGAUUCCAUGAUAAUUCUAAAGUUUUCAAGAAUGGAAGCUGUUUUCUUGUGGAAGAGAAGUUUGUUUUAAUUGGUUCUUUUGUAGCAUUUUUUAUUCCACUUGUUAUCAUGGUGAUCACCUAUUUUUUAACUAUAAAAUCUCUUCAGAAAGAAGCCACAUCAUGCAUGAAUGAUCUUGAUUCAAAACCUGGCUCAUUCAAGUUUUUUCCUCAAAGUUCUCUUUCUUUGGAUAAGCAUUUCACGCACUCUCUGAACAAAGAAUCGGGAACUUUUAAAAGGAGAAAGAUGCAAUCAAUAAGUAAUGAACAGAAAGCAUCCAAGGUACUUGGCAUUGUCUUUUUCCUGUUUGUGGUAAUGUGGUGUCCUUUUUUCAUCACAAAUGUGAUGAUAGCUUUUUGCAAGGAGGCGUGUUACAAAGAUGUAAUUGAGGAUCUGCUUAACAUUUUUGUUUGGAUUGGCUACCUUUCUUCAGCAGUCAACCCACUUAUAUAUACAUUAUUCAGUAAAACCUACCGAUCCGCUUUUGUACGUUACCUCCAAUGUCAUUACAAAGAGAAAAAGAAACCUCUGCAGUCGUUCUUAGUGAACACUAUUCCUACUGUUGUGUACAACUCACAUCAGUUAACACAAAUGAAAUGUUUAAGAAAGGAAUCUAAGUUGAUGGCUACAGGGACAUCUGAAAUACAUGAUCUGGAUGAAACCUUAAAGAGCAAAGUCAGCAACAUGAAUGAAAAAGUUAGCUGCUUGUGA